Molecule: messenger RNA, 1915 nt
Organism: Dendroctonus ponderosae (mountain pine beetle)
Lineage: Eukaryota; Metazoa; Arthropoda; Insecta; Coleoptera; Curculionidae
Product: carboxypeptidase Q
Exons: 12
Coding region: 208-1689 (493 amino acids)
Biological process (GO): peptide catabolic process; proteolysis
Molecular function (GO): metallodipeptidase activity
Source: RefSeq, a predicted model, not a curated record
UUAUUAGAAGAAUGCGGCAGCAUAAUCUGGCAAUGACCAUUAUGAACAGAAGGUUAUCAGAACGAGCUUGUUGAAUGAUGCGAUAAUAAAACCGACUAGACUAUCUCAAGUGGCGAAUUAGAAUUAGCUAUAAGAAGCUAUAAAUGUAGCAGAAGUUUAUUACAUUUAAACCGCGAAAGAUUUGCUUGAAUCCAUCACCGCAGGCAGAUGAGGCUCCUAGUCCUCGUCAUUCUUCUCCCCGUCCUUGCGACCAGCAGGAUUAUCCAUGGGGACAUUAAAAGCAACGAAAUUAAAGAAGACGAAUGCAAUUUACCCGAGGCUCUGAAGCAAGAGAUCCGGUCGUAUGAAACAGUGGCUAACACCAUCAUUAAUAGCCUAGUCAAUGGGAAGUACAAGGGUGGCACUUAUAAGGAGUUGGCCAAAUUCGUGGACACAUUCGGGGCGCGAGUGUCGGGCACGGAGAAUCUGGAAGAUGCCAUCGAUUAUGCCCUGGACCUUAUGAAAGACUAUGAGCUGGAAAAUGUGCAUGGGGAAGAAGCGCAAGUACCGCACUGGGUCAGAAAUCAUGAAAUCGGAGAGCUGGUUUCUCCGCGAAAAGCCUCACUUCCAGUGCUCGGUUUAGGAAGCUCCGUCAGCACUCCAGAAGAAGGCAUUGAAGCUGAAGUGAUCGUCGUCAACACUUUCGACGAGCUCAGAUCGGAGAACGUCUCCAGAGAGGUGAAAGGAAAAAUCGUCGUUUACAAUGAGGAAUAUGUGUCCUAUGGAGAAACCGUCCAGUACAGAAGUCAAGGAGCCUCAGAAGCCUCAAGGCUUGGAGCUGUUGCCAGUCUGAUUGGCUCUGUCACUCCCUUUUCGAUGUCCACUUUGCAUACCGGCUGGCAAGACUACGACGAUGGAGUCACCCCAAUCCCCACCGCCUGCAUCACGAAAGAAGACGCCAGACUUUUGCAACGAUACCAGGACAGAGGAGAGAAAAUUGUAGUCAAACUGAACUUGAGCUACACAAGAUUUAGCGACAGCACUUCGCGAAACUCCGUAGGCGAGAUCGAAGGAAACACUGAUCCGAAGAAAGUCGUGCUGGUAAGCGGACAUUUGGAUAGUUGGGACGUUGGAGUAGGAGCAAUGGAUGAUGGCGGCGGAGCCUUUAUCAGCUGGUACGCUUUGGCAGUCCUCAAAGGCUUGGGAUUGAGGGCUAAACGCACCUUGAGGGCGGUGUUGUGGACAGCUGAAGAACCAGGGCUGGUCGGAUGGGCAGAGUACAACAGGACCCACUUUGAAGAGCUCAGCAAUUUUACGUUUGUGAUGGAAUCAGACGAAGGAACUUUUACGCCGUUGGGAAUCGAAUAUGCUGCCGGAGCUGAGGGCGGCUGCAUUAUACAAGAGAUUGUUAAUUUGUUAGCUCCGAUAAACGCCACUCAAGCUGUAGCUAGUAAGGGCGGAGUUGGUUCCGAUAUAUCGUCAUGGACAAGCCAUUUAAUUCCAGGCGCCAGUCUUUUGAACGCCAAUGAAAAGUACUUUUGGUUCCACCAUACUCAAGCAGACAGAAUGGAAGUUCUGGACCCGGACGAUUUGGACCGGGCAACUGCCCUUUGGGCAGUAGUUUCCUACAUAAUCGCGGACUUAACAGAGGAUUUUCCCCGAACGCGGGACAAUGCACAGUCUAACAUAGUAAAUGUGGUACCUGCGUAACCACUGUGGGCAAUAAAGGCGGGCAACCACUUACGAUUUGGUCACUUUGCUUCUGUCCAUCGAAAUUAUUUGAUUGCUGUCUCGUAACCUCCAUAGGAUGUACAUCGGAGGGCCUUCCGAGUGGAAUUUCGGUUCGUCCCAGACGCAUUUCACUCUAACUCGAGCGGACAGACGUUCUAUUAUAGAAAAAAAACUGUAUAAACCACAAUAAAAAUUUUGCGUUGUA